Messenger RNA from Cordyceps militaris CM01, 2427 nucleotides. RefSeq lists its product as uncharacterized. The transcript has a single exon. Lineage: Eukaryota; Fungi; Ascomycota; Sordariomycetes; Hypocreales; Cordycipitaceae. The record is from RefSeq and is a predicted model, not a curated record. Bases 1 to 2427 code for a protein of 808 amino acids.
AUGUGGGCCAGUGGCUCCCCAUCGUACUACUCUGGGUUCGCCAGUAGGCCAGCGCCUCUGCUCAGGGACAGACCCGCGAAAAAUGUUGAUAAAACUUGUGUCUCCCAACGCGGCCAGACCUCUGACGCUCCAGGUACUAUCACGGGCCUCGCCGAACUCUAUCUGCCAGCUGCCGAGGCUCCUCCCUCUCCAGAAAGCCUUCGUCAACUAAACGCCGAGAUGAGAAUGGCUACCAACCUGCGUCGUGGCUACGGCCACAAGCUGGGCUCAUCCUCCUCGUCUGUACUCUCCUUUGGUGGUGACCUCGACCAGGUAUUGGACAACAUGGACAUGGUCCGCCGCUCAUCCUUUACAUCAACCGAGAGCACUCACCUAUCCAGAGAUGCUUCCGAAGCAUUCCAGCACUUUUCCAAGAAUCUUUUCCACCGUCGUGCCAGGUCCAAGCAGGAGAGCACUUCGUCUGGCAGCUCUCUAUAUUCAGCAGAAGUCCCCUCCGACCCGGCAGGCGCAAUGAAGGACUCCGUCAUCCCCAAGCUCUUUACAAGAAGAAAGCCGUCCCGCGAUGAGCCUGCCACUCUGCACAAACGCUUUCAGAUUUCCGAUCCCUUUAACUUUCAACAUGUCACUCACACAAAUCGUGACACAGUGGAGGACGUCCUGGCUCUCGAAGACGACCAAUUAGACCCCAGUCGCUUCAGAGGCCGACCCAGAGCCGCAACUGGUGUUUCUCAGCACACUUACACCAACGUGUUGGCGGAAACCGUGGCCGAGCAUGAAACUCGGACCGAUAUCCUUCCUCCCAGACCCAGACUUGCUGCCCGUCACACUGGCAGCUUUCAGACCAUGCGCCGCUUCAUCAAAUCAGGCAAAGUGGCAGACCUUCCCGUACCGAUACCAACAUCCGCUCCAGCCAACCGACAGCCACCGCAACGCCCCCCCAGAUCUCCUCCUGUCUCGCCCGAAUCUUCAUCUCCUCCCGUGCCCCCUCGAGUAUCAAGCCGUCAAAGGUUCUAUUCCACCGCGAUUGAAACGAGAACGAGCUAUUUCGCGGAGCGUCCCGUCAAUGCCGGAAACUUCCAACGCCCUCGGCCGUUUACACCAUCGAGCCCCACGCCAGCUUGCGAAGCAUUUACACCACCAACUGAUUUCUCAUCAAUUCCCCAGGAAGGGCUGCUGGGCCGUCCCCGAACCGCUACGCCGGAGCCAGCGUGGCCCCUGGCUAGCCCUACGAUCGCCAGCUUCGAGGCACCGCUCCCGGAUCUCAUCGAGGAUGACGGCCACACGAGCUGGUCAUCGGUUGCCCACACCAACCGCAACAGCACCAACGCGUCUCUUCGUGGCAGCAGGUCGGUCCCCACGCUGGCAAAGCUAGCGGAAGAACAGGGCGCAGCCGUGGCAAAUGAAAAGUUUAUUGAGCCGAGCGCAUGGUCUGCGCAGAUGAAGAUGGCGCUGGAAGAAUCAGUGGACGACAGUCCCACACUUGGCCGCGCCAGCUGGGAGGACGAUAUUGACUAUUGCUACGAGCACGAGGCCGAGGCUGACUGCGAUUACCAAUGGGAACGUCCCUCCAUGGACGUCUCUCCUGCCGGCAGGAUGUACGCUGCGUCGCAGAGCUUCUCGGCCCUGGACGAUGCUCUCCUCAAGUCCUCUGCCAAGCGGUCUCACGGUAUGCCUUCCGCGUCUGGUAUCGAGGUGCCGGAGCUAAGCCCUGCCAGCCAAACUUCGGCCGUCCUAGGUCACGAAGCCAUCACCCCCCUCACAUGUGACACCGCCGCCGACGCUCAGUUUCGCCACAAGAACACUGAGCUCAUCGUGGCCGGCCACCUUCACGGCGCACUCACGUCCCAGUUCUCGCCGUCGCUGCUCGUCCCGCACGACUACCAGCGCGAGUCGGACAGCUUCAUGGCCAGCGGUCUCAAGUCAGCGUCGCUCGCGCUCCAGCGCUCCAGCACGGCCACCACCGCGAGCAACUUCACCUCCAGCACGGAUUCCAUCGGCGAGCGCCACACAUCCACCAACUCGAGCUGGACGGCACUCACGCGCCACACGGCGAGCACGUCGUCUCUCAACAAGCUUGGCAUGUCCUGGGUCGAUGAGGCCGCCGAGCCAGUGCCCGUCCUCACGGCCCCAGCCGAGGCCGAAGAAGAACCCACGGCCCACGGGGAGACGACUCCGCCUACAACGUCCGAGGACGUUGUACCUGAGCUUGUUAUGGCCCUCCCGCCGGCCGGUCGGCGAUUCACCCUGCACAAAAGCCACGCUAGCGAGUCGGUCGUCUGCAACAGCGUCACUCCGAUGGACGCCCAGCCGCUGCCCAAGUCGCGCCGGCCUCGUGCCCGUACCUCGAGCCUUAGCCAGGCGCCGCCUAUUGGCCAGUACGCCCUGUUCCCACGCAGCAGCAUCAAGACGCAUGGUGACAAGAUCUAA